CUCUUUAGUGAUGCUUUAAUUUAUUAACAUUAAAGAAAGUCACUUCAAAAAUCCGACAUAUCCCUUUAAAUUUUAGGGAAUCCAGGAAAAUCAGACGUCUGGAGGAAGCUUUUAUUUUGAAAGCACGUACCGGAACCGGUGUGUCCAUAUAUUCCUGUGCUUCGCAGCAGUAGCAGGUAAAGCUGGGGGCUGCGGUGGUAAACAAACAGGUAGAGCAGCCUUCCCGUCCCGCGGAUCUGUGCUCUCGGCACCGCUUGACUUUCAGAAAACUUGACCUUCUUCACGGACCACCUCUGGGUUCGAACCAGAUCUAAAAUCUCCGACUCCGGCUUUUAAAAGCCCAAGGCUCGUCCCCUCCCUCGCCCUCCCCACCUCCCUGCCCUUUGAGUCGGCUUAUGUGACACUUUAACGUCCCCGCGGCGAGACGAGCGAAACAUGACGGAGCUGAGGAAGCGAGGCGGGGGCGGAGGAGACCCUGACACCGCCGAGAACAUCAGCGACAAGGAAGCCGAAAGCGACGACAGGCUGGGCCUGCCAGGCGACGCUGAGGGAGAAUGUGACGUUGACUCCAAAACAGACACUCCAGAUGCUCCUGUCUCCACAGCAGACUCGGACAACACUCUAGAAUACCUGAACAAAGCUCUGGAGGGGCUUCCGCCCAGAUGGAAGAACUACUGGAUACGAGGACUUUUGUCCAUUUGCAUGAUUUCGGGCUUCUUCCUCAUCAUCUAUAUGGGACCUAUCACUCUUAUCUUUGUGGUCAUGUGUGUGCAAAUAAAGUGUUUCCAUGAAAUUAUCACCAUUGGCUACAGAGUUUAUCAUUCCUAUGAGCUGCCUUGGUUCCGGACCCUAAGCUGGUACUUCCUGAUUUGUGUCAACUACUUCUUCUAUGGUGAAACAGUUGCAGAUUCCUUUGGAGCUUUGGUGCGGAGGGAGGAACCUCUGCAGUUCCUGGCUCGUUAUCACCGCUUCAUUUCCUUCACUUUGUAUCUCGCAGGUUUCUGCAUGUUUGUGCUGAGUUUAGUGAAGAAACAUUACCGCCUGCAAUUUUACAUGUUUGCUUGGACCCAUGUGACCCUGUUGAUUGUGGUAACUCAGUCCCACCUUGUCAUUCAGAACCUGUUUGAAGGAAUGAUCUGGUUCAUUGUUCCUAUUUCCAUUGUGAUCUGCAAUGACAUCAUGGCGUAUCUGUUUGGAUUCUUCUUUGGGAGAACUCCUCUUAUCAAGCUCUCACCGAAGAAGACGUGGGAGGGCUUCAUUGGGGGUUUCUUCUCCACGGUGGUCUUUGGCUUCAUUCUCGCCUACCUCCUGUCGCAGUUCCAGUACUUUGUGUGUCCCGUGGAGUUCAACAGCGAGACCAACAGGUUCACAGUUGAGUGUGAGCCGUCCGAUUUGUUUGUCAUGCAGGAGUACACCCUUCCUGCUGCGCUGCAGAACACUUUGAGAUGGAAAACGGUGAACCUUUACCCCUUCCAGAUCCACAGCGUCUUCCUGUCAUCUUUCGCGUCCCUCAUCGGGCCCUUCGGUGGCUUCUUUGCCAGUGGCUUUAAGCGAGCCUUCAAAAUCAAAGACUUCGCCGACACCAUCCCGGGCCACGGAGGCAUCAUGGACCGCUUUGACUGUCAGUACCUGAUGGCCACAUUCACUCACGUCUAUAUCGCCAGCUUCGUCAGAGGUCCAAACCCCAGCAAGGUGCUUCAGCAGCUGUUGAUGCUUCAGCCUGAGCAGCAGCUCAGCAUGUUCCACACUCUGCGCUCCCACCUGAAGGAGAGGGGCCUGCUGCCCCCAGCUGCUGUCCAGGCUGAGUGAAAACCCCUCAGCCGUUCAGGAUGAUGACCGGAUGAGUGUGUGAGACGGUUCUGAUAGUUAGUAAUGAGCACGAGCGCGCGCACACACACAUGCACAUUGGACUGUACUGUGUAUUAUUCUUGCAUUCAUCAUCAGUCUUCUAGUGUUGCACCUGAGGUGACUUUAUGGAAAAAAACAAGCAAACAAAUACCAGAACAAAAACAAAGAAGGCGUCAUCAUUGGUUUGAUUCGGGCCGUCUUCAGCUACUACAUGCAAAAUGUCUCACUGAGCGAGGUGAACUUCGAAGCACAUUGCUUUUCUGACACCGGCAGAUUGUGGACGACUAACUUUGCACUGACUUUUAUUAUGUAAACUGUUGUGAGAAGCUUCCACCAGCAGAAAGUCUGGAGGACACAGACUGCUGAGACGUGUCUCUGAUGCAGCAGGACUGGCGAACAUCUUGUUCAGACUGGUUUACGGACUGUGCUCCACCUGACGGUUUUACACAGCAUUUUGACACAUGUAACAUGCAUGCAAGUCCUGCCUUAGGCUCCUGCUGAAUCAAACAGUUCAGUCACCAUUUCCUUAGCGUGAGAGCUUUUAGGUUUCUGACCAAACUGAGUUGCACAAUAUUGGUCGAAACAGGUUGACCGCAGGCAUGCAGACGCAGAACCUAGAACAUCAUCUGCACACUCGACACUUGAAGUAAUGUAUUGUACAGAAAUAUACCAAAAUAUUUAGCUGAACAAAUACCUAAUAUAUAUAUAUUUACUUAGAGAUUUGCUGUGGCAAUAGUAAAACAAAAAGAUUUUAAGCUGUGAGAAAUGAUAUGCAACUAAAGACAUAAGUUCCUUUAGCAUGAACAAAUUUAUCUUUAACAGGCAGCCAUGUAGAUUUAAGCAGAGGUACUUUAGAGAAGAUGUUGUGAGUAACGCUUUACUUUAAAAAAAGAAAGGAUUAAAAAGAUGAACGUUUUUUUUCGGUCCUGCAGUGGGAUAAGGAGAUCAGCGCUGCUCUUAUGUCUGUUUCUUAGCAGAGAGCUUUAAUCUAGAGGUGAGUAGUUUAGCUUAUCUGAGCAGAGACAAAACAAGAGGCACAGAAUAGAUGAACAGAGUCCUGUUAAAGUCUUAGUCUUCUUAGCAACACCUGUAACGCUCACACAGCGACGUGGUUUACGUUCUCUCCCAAAUUAACUGAGAAACCACUUCAAAACAUUUGUUGCUUCGUUUUUUAUUCACUUUCUGCAGAGCAUUUAAAUUUAAAUCAUAUAUAUAUAAAUAAAUGGAACAUGUAAUAAUUGUGUUCCGUAAGCAAAACUCAUAUAAAAUUAUUUCAAAUUUACUUUUAUUAUUUAAUGAUUUCUGAGCUAAAUUCUCUCAAGUCUUUGAGAAAUGAACCAUUUUUCAUUUUUUUCAAGACGACAGGCUGGAAACUGUGGGAGCUGACAGCGACCAUGCCUGCUCUAAAUAGUAAUCUGUGGUUUUCUGUAAAAAUUAAUUUUUUUAGCCUCUCAUUGCUGGUGCUGGGACAUAUUUAAAUGGAAAUUACAGAACAUUUUAUCUCUGGUUAGUAACUGUUCUUUAGGGGCUAAAACUACAGUGAAGUUUUCUCAUAAGAGUAAAAGAUUAAUUUCUAGGGAAUUCUGCAUGCAUUGUGUAGUUUCUGAGUGGUACUUGAAUGCACCAUCUCGGCACAUGUAUGCUGUAGAAGCUCAAUCAAGGGAUAAUACGUCUGAAACAUUUCAGUCCUAAAGGGCUACAGUGAAACAGAAGACUAAAAUCACAGAUUUGUAAACCAAUAUCACUUUAUAAGCUUCAAAAAAAGAAUCCCAUUACCAAGAGAGAUCCAUCUUAAUUCUCCCAAAAUCACAAAAAAACCAUUUAUCAUGAGAUAGCUUAUUUUUUUCUCUUGAUAAAGUGAUGAUUUCCUCGUCUAGUGGAAAACAUGUUGGGAGCGGCUGCUGUCGUGUCUGUGUCGUAAUUACUUCGACAGUCUGGCAGUCAUAUCUCUCUUUUAGAUUUCUAAGGUUUAGGGUUUACAUUUUAAGAGAUUUUAGGCUUUAUUUCUUCAUUUUAACCCUACGAUGCAAUUUUCAUGGUGUCCCAAGUGUCGCAAGUGAUUUAUUUUUCCCCAAACACAAACAUUUCAAAUAAAUUAAACGAAAUAUCUCAUUUGAAAUGUAACUUCUACUGAAAUGACAGAAGACCUAAGAACAGCAAAGUUUGACUUUAUCAUUUUUCUGGUCUACUCUGCUGUUUUAUUCCUCUGUUCAAAAUGUGGUGAUUCUUAUUUUUUAUGGGCUGCAGGAAAAAAGGAACAGAAACAUUUGUUAUUGUAAAAUACCAAAACACCUUUAUGUGUGAGCUUUACAGGAGUAACGUCAUGCUGGACUGAUGUAAUUAUUCCUUUAAUGAAAGCAUAGCGCUUCUUUUGUUUUCAGGUUUGGUUGCACUGUAGGGUGGAGGUGAAUUAUGGUGGUGGUGUGGUGGGUUCUUGCACAUCAAAUCAAAGUUUUAAGAGUACAUUAUGAAUGUGAAAUGAUACCAUAGGAGUGAACUACUCGUAGAGCUUAGGAACGGUUUGUUGUUUCUGUACAGUAAACGCAUCGCCGUAUUAACAUUUAUCUGUUAGUGUUUAAGAACUCUGGGAGGUUUUAUUAGGAAUAUUGUUUCCAUGUUUACCGUUUGGAACGAGCCAAACGAUGCGUUACAGAGCAUGUUACCGCGCUGCUGACAUUCUCAGACCGGAAAGGUUUAUUUAAUUUGUUCAUGCGGUUCUGAUUGAGUUUUCCUCUUGGCGCUACAUUUUACAGCAUGUCCUUCGUUUUAAUUGUGUGGGAGAAGUUGGUUAGAUUGUAGGGACAAGCUGUGAUCUUCUGCAUGCAUCAGUAAAACAAGCAUUCUGCUGCUGUAGCUGCUGCACCCAAACACUGAAGCAACCUGACUGAAAAUCUACGACACUAACAUCCAAACAAUGUUCGAGUCAUCUACACGGAGCCUGGAGUGUGCUUCUGGGAUAUUUAAAGGGAUAGUUCAGGAUUUUGGUACUGAUGUUUGGUGAGAAGCUACGGUGGGUGAAUCUUUUUUUUUCCUUCAGUAAAACCACAAUUAAAUCACCAUUCCACCUUAAAGAAAAACAUAUUUUUAUCAACUUGUUUUCAGUUUGUGUCAAGUACAACUGAAAUUUAGGACUAGAAGUACAUAUUUUACCUUAAAAGGUAAAUGGGACCAAAGAGGCAAAAAUUCACAGCCUUAAGUCAAUAUGCAGUCCUGUUAAACCAACACGCUGCUGUUUGUUUCCCCUAAACAAACCUAAACCAUAGGCGUGUCAGUUUUUUUUUUUUCCCCUUAAGUAUUUUAAUAAAUUAUGGAGAUAAAUUGUUAAAAAGACUUCAAUCUCAUGUUCAACUUAACUGUAUAUUAUUAUCCAAAAACUUUAUUUUGACAGAUUCUGAUCCCUGAUAAAACCAAAGUACCUCUAACCUUAACUCACCUCCAUAUAACCACAUUUCCUUAUAUUUUCCUUACAGUAGACUGACUAUAAUGAUAAAUAAAAAAAUCUUAAAUACUGAUGCAUAGUUGAUAUGAAAUGUCUUGUGGGAGACAGCUCAGUUUGGUACUGGUACAAUUAACCAAAACUGCAAAGGUACAAAUUUGUGAAUGGGCAACUGAUCGGAACCCAAAAAGCUGCAAAAUCAAAGGCAAAUAAAACUGAUGUGUGCAGAAGAAUGUAGACCAGCAGUUGACAGAUUUAACCUUAUGUAGGGCACAAAGAAAUCUGUUUUUAUUUUUUAAUUUCCCUGUUUUGAACAUCAAAUUUUUUUCUGAAUUCCUUGUUAACAAAGUAAACACAUUCUUUCACCUAAAGUAUGAAAUCAUAUGGCUACUGUAUAAAUGUCCAAUAGAGAAAAAAGCCACAUCUAAUCAGAUCCAUUUAUGUUUUUGUGAAGCUCUUAAAAAUCUGUCGGUUUUUUACACCAUCCCAGGUCCAAUCAGACAGACGGACAGCUGCAGCAGACAAUGUCUGUCACAGUUUAAAGGGUUGUUGGUGCACACCUUGAUUUGUUAGAUCACACCCCCUACAAUGCCCUGAAUAUAACAGUGGAUUCCAUUUUAUUUGGCAAAAUCUAAAAUACCGUUGUCGUUUUCCCCAAGGUGGAAAUCGUAGGACUUAAGCGCUUAGACAAAUUACAGUCUUUCUAUUCUGGCAGAUUGUCAGUAUUUUUAGGCCUACAUGACAGUGACGGUCAAGCAGAACUACAUGUAGACUAGAAAGCAAAAAGCUGCGGUGACCCAAACAUGCAGGUAAUGAUCAACGGCUCGGUUUAUGCUAGUGUGUUUAUUAUGUUCGUUUGGUUGCAGAGAUGCUUUAGGAUUGAAACAUUAAAUUAUUCUGAAGGAUAAUGCUGGAACAAAUAGAGCAAUACAAAAUAAUGUAAAGUAAAUACCGAUAUUGUGUUAAGGAGGAUGUGACGUAGUUUUUUUGUAAGGAGGUGAAUACAUUUUUUCUUUAAAAUGUCUUCUGCUUGUUGUGUUUUAUGACGUCAAAAAUGACAAUUCAAAAUAAACGAAGCUUAACAGUU
This is a messenger RNA of Girardinichthys multiradiatus, 6371 nucleotides long. It is a transcript of the gene cds1, whose product is annotated as CDP-diacylglycerol synthase (phosphatidate cytidylyltransferase) 1. Gene Ontology annotation, molecular function: phosphatidate cytidylyltransferase activity. NCBI's taxonomy places the organism in Eukaryota, Metazoa, Chordata, Actinopteri, Cyprinodontiformes, Goodeidae. Gene Ontology annotation, cellular component: endoplasmic reticulum membrane. The record is from RefSeq and is a predicted model, not a curated record. The transcript has 13 exons. The coding region runs from base 436 to 1809 and encodes 457 amino acids.